This is a messenger RNA of Cloeon dipterum, 4116 nucleotides long. RefSeq names its product phospholipid-transporting ATPase ABCA3-like. The transcript has 19 exons. Gene Ontology annotation, molecular function: ATP binding; ABC-type transporter activity; ATP hydrolysis activity. The record is from RefSeq and is a predicted model, not a curated record. Lineage: Eukaryota; Metazoa; Arthropoda; Insecta; Ephemeroptera; Baetidae. Gene Ontology annotation, cellular component: membrane. The coding region runs from base 1 to 4116 and encodes 1371 amino acids. Gene Ontology annotation, biological process: transmembrane transport.
AUGAAAGGGUUUUACACUGAGGAAGAAUUGUUGAUGUUCAAUAAAACGGAACAGACCAUUGGCUUGAUCUUUGAGGGAGAUGCUGCCGCAUCUGUGAACGGCCAGGUGCCGAAGAAACUCGACUACAAGAUCAGGAUUCAAGGACAAUUUCAAACUGAGACACUAAUUGAUAUCCGAUCGAAAUGUCCAAAUCGGUAUAGUGAUAAGGUUGACGGUCCAUAUUUAUCGACUGGCUUCCUUGGAGUCCAAAUGGUCACUAACAAAGCAUUCAUUGAGCUCGCCCAAUCCCAAGAAGAGCAGAAACCACCUAAAAACAUCCACGACAAGAUUCUUCUACAAAAAAUGCCUUGCCCGCCAAAUUCUUACGACCAAAAUCCAAGGUCUAUGCUACCCUUUCUUUGCAUUUUCAGUUUCUUGAUCCUAUGUGUCACUGUAACGAAACGAAUUGUCGAGGAAAAACAAACUGGAGCUAAGGAACUCAUGACGCUGAUGGGCAUGGAAAAGUGGACUUUCUGGGUUGGUUGGUUCAUUGACGCUCUGCUCGUCAAAGCCUUGACCAUCGCCUUCAUCGUUUCUAUUUUGAAAACCCCAAUUGAAGGACAAGCCAAUUUGAUCGAGACGAGUCCAUCUCUUUUGUUCGUCAUGUUUUUCAUUUAUUGUGCCAGCGCCAUUGUCUUCCUCUUCGCCCUCAGCACGUUUUUCUCUGGCCCCGUCUUCGCAAUGAUUGUGAGUCUGUUGGUCUGGAUGUCGCCCUUUGCCGUAUCUUCUGAACGAUUGACAAACUCAGGAUUCUUCACCAAGUGUUUCUAUAUGUUAUUUCCUAAUAUGGGCCUGUACUUCAGCUUUGAUUCGGUUGUUCAACUCGAGGAAAACGGUGUUGGUGCCCAGUGGAGCAACUUUUACGCGUCUCAAUCAGCACAAGACGUGUCUAUUUUACAAGUGUUUAUCAUGUAUCUAAUUGACAUCGUCCUCUACUCCAUCAUUACCUGGUACGUCAGCGAAGUGAAUCCUGGCGAGUACGGCUACAAACAGCCGUAUCUGUUCUUUGCCACAAAGUCGUACUGGUUUGGAGGAACAAAUAAAUCAGAAAAUUUAACGAAGGUUUUACGUUUAGUCGAAGACCCUGACAUCCUGAGUAAAGAGAACUACGAACGGCCCCUGACCAAUAACAUGGCUGAUGAAAGGAUUGGAAUCUCCGUCAGGAACCUGACAAAAUCAUAUCCUGGCAAACUGGGCGGUCCACCUGUCAAGGCGGUGCGUGGCGUCUCACUGGACAUCUACAAGGGCGAAAUCACGGCCCUUCUCGGUCACAACGGCGCUGGAAAAACGACCACGAUGUCCAUUCUGACUGGAAUGAUUUCUCCUUCCGAUGGCUUGGUGCAGGUUCUGGGAUUCGAUCUGAAAAACAGCCACUCGCUUUUGAGAAAGUCCGUAGGGAUGUGUCCGCAGCACAACUUGCUCUUUGGAGAGCUCACAGUUAAACAACACCUCGUCUUCUUCGCCGUGUUGAAAGGAAAAUCAAUGAAGGACGCAGAGAUAGAAGCCAAAGAACUUUUGCGCACUUUUCGUUUGGAUUCUAAGAUGAACGCAUUAGUGUCGGAGCUGUCUGGGGGCAUGAAGAGGAAACUGCAGUUGGCCAUAGCCCUCGUCGGAGGAUCAAAGGUUGUGAUAUUGGACGAGCCCACUUCCGGCCUUGAUCCUGAAGCAAGGCGAGAGAUCUGGGACAUUCUGCUGCGUUUCAGGGAAAACAAAACCAUACUGUUGAGCACGCAUUUUAUGGAGGAAGCAGACGUGUUGGGUGACACAAUAGCGAUUAUGUCGCAUGGAAGGAUGGAGUGUUGCGGCUCGACCAUGUACUUGAAGAGACUCUUUGGAACUGGAUAUCGCCUGAACCUAUUGACGACGAAUAGCUGCGACCAAAACUCCCUUCAGAACGCAGUCAAAAAUGUUCUUCCGGAAGCAAUAGUUGAAAAGUCUUCGCAAGACACGACAGACUCGGCAAAUAGAGGUCCUAUUACAUUCACCCUGCCAACGGAAAAGGUGGACCAAUUCCCUAGGCUAUUCGACGUUCUUGAAACUUUAAAGGACGAUCUCGGAAUUUCCAGUAUUGGAGUCUCUAUCACAACCAUGAAAGAUGUGUUUUUGAAGGUUGGAGAUUUGUCAGCAAUAAAAUAUGACAACAAGAGUUUGAGUGAUUUUGACAUUACGGACAGAGGGAUGGAAACCCCGUUAAUUACCCAGACGAUCAAAUUAACUGGCAUUAGCCUCUUUUUCGAGCAAUUCCGAGCCCUCUUAGUGAAAAAAGUUAUCUUCUCCAAAAAGAACUGGUUUCUCUUGCUCCUUCAGGUUGAUGAGCUUCAAGAAAAAUUAAUUGAAAUUGGAACCAGUAGCCUCAGGGAUUACCUAUUAAACUACAUCGUUGCAGCGAACAUCACUUCUGUAAAUGAGGCCCUGCAAGUCACCGGCUUCUUCAGCUUUUCCUCUGCUCAUUCCGCACCAAUUUCUUUGAAUUUGAUGUCAAACGCUUUACUGAACUAUCACCUUCCAUCAGAAUACCAAAUCUCAACCGAAAACCAGCCAAUCCCACACAAAACAGAAUCAGAGGAAAGGGUUCUCGAAUCAAGGCAGUUACAGAUGAUGACCGGCUGUCCUGCGUAUCUGAUUUGGCUGAGUUAUUUUGUGAUUGACGCGUUGAUCACCUCGGUCGUGGCCAUUCUCGUCCUUGUUGUGGUAUACCUGGUUGACACGUUGCACAUUUUUACCUCCGGACCUGCACUGGAGAGCAAAUGUGAAAUGGUCCACGCGUGCUACCAACCUGCUUCGUACAUCUGGGGAGACAAAGAUUAUAAAGGAUUCAAUUGGCCUGUUAAAACUGGAGGAAUCGGCCAAGAACUUCUCUAUUUUUUAUUUGGAAUAGUCUUUUGGGGCACUAUAGUCCUCAUUCUCGAUUCCGGCGUCCUCAGUCGUAUUUUUGAAAAGGUUCUCACCAAGGUCGAACAAAUAAGACCAACAGUCGAGGCUGACAGCAAUCCAGAAGACGAAGACGUGCGCGAGGAGAGGGAACGAGUGGAAAACAAUUUCGAAAGUCCAAUUGGAGAUUCAGUCCUUGCUGUAAAAUCGCUACAAAAACGGUUCGGCUACCCUAUUGGGCAGAAAGGUCGCUUCCCAGCGGUGAAAGGCGUGAGUUUCAGGGUGGAGCGUGGCGAGUGUUUCGGCCUGCUCGGCGUCAACGGCGCUGGAAAGUCGACCACGUUCAAAAUGCUCACAGGGGCUGUUCCUCCCACCAAUGGCAAUGCUUUGCUCAGGCAAUUCACACUCAAGAGCGACCUACGCAAAUUUUUGUCAGGAAUCGGCUACUGUCCUCAAACCAACGCACAGCUUGGAGUCCUGACUGGCAGGGAAACUCUGCACUUGUUCGCUCGACUCCGCGGAAUGCCCAGGGACCAAAUUAAAGAAGUGGUGAACAAGUGGUUGGUGGCUCUCGGUUUGAUGGAGUACGCGAACAGACCGGCUGGGACCUACAGCGGAGGCAACCAGCGCAAAUUGAGCGCCGGAAUUGCCCUGAUUGGCGAGUCUCCAGUCGUGCUCCUCGACGAGCCGACAAGCGGCGUCGAUCCGGCUGCCCGGAGACAGCUUUGGCAGGUGCUGGCCUCGUGCCAAAAGGCCGGACAGUCGAUUGUCCUCACGUCCCACAGCAUGGACGAGUGUGAAGCUCUUUGCUCGAGACUUGCCAUCAUGGUCGCCGGAAAGCUGGUUUGUCUCGGGCCGAUCGGCCACCUGAAGAACAAAUUCGGACAGGGCUACACCCUGAUGGUGAAGGUCCAGAUGGCGGUCUCAAAUAACGACGACGAGGCAACGUCCCUUGCAGUCACGCAGCUGUCCAAUCUGAAGAACGACAUCCAGAUGAAAUUCGCACCGUGCGAAUUGAUCGACGAGCAUAUCGGUUUUCUGCACUACCAACUCAAGGGAACCGGAAGGAAGUGGGCUGAAAUGUUCAAGGAAAUGCAGAGUUUGAAGAGCAUGCACACCAUCUUGGAGGACUACACUUUGAGUGAGACAACUUUGGAGCAGUUGUUCCUGUCGUUUGCACAGCAGAGAGACCCAGUUAGUUGUUAG